Molecule: messenger RNA, 1809 nt
Organism: Dendrobium catenatum
Lineage: Eukaryota; Viridiplantae; Streptophyta; Magnoliopsida; Asparagales; Orchidaceae
Product: junctophilin-3
Exons: 3
Coding region: 193-1326 (377 amino acids)
Source: RefSeq, a predicted model, not a curated record
AUCUUACUCCUAUCUCUUGUUUUCUCUCUCUACGGGGCUGUUGUUCGUUCCCCAGAUUUUCUAUCUCAUUCCCUGAAAGGCGAGAACUUUCUCUCUCUUUCUCUGUACAGAUCCUUUCUCCACUAGGCCUGUCUGGGAGCUGUCGCUGCGAUUAGAGAGCGCAGAGAGGAAAGAGGAGGAAGGAGAAGGGGAAUGGAAGGUCAUACCUCGAAGCUAACGCGCGCGCCUUCCUCCCUGCUCCGUUCCCCAACCCUUCGCUCCUCUGUACACAGCCUCGCCGCCCUUGAUUCUGCGGGAUCCGAUCCAGAAGAGAUCAAACCCCAUUCUCCGCCUCCAUCGGCCUCCGUCGCCGCGGUUUCCACAGGAGGAAAUUCCGGCCACCGUCUCGCCUUCUUCUCCUUUCUCCUAACCAUCUUCCUAAUCACCCUCUCUUUCUUCUACCUCCGCGACCAGUCUCCCUCCCUCUGGAAUCUCUCCCUUGCCUCCGCUGCAGUCGCUGCCGCCUCCCUGAUACUCAAAAGAACUCGCUUUUCUCUCUCCCGGCGCCGCCGCAGCCGGAGCGAUUCGGUGCGGUGGUUCAUCGGCGAUGACGAAGGCGACGUGGAGAAUCCGCGACCUAAAAUAGGGGGAAAAACCGUGAGAGAAGGGGUUGAAUUUUACAGUAACGGGGAUUUCUACGAAGGGGAAUUCCACAAAGGGAAGUGCAGUGGAAGCGGUGUUUACAAUUUCUUCGGGCAGGGGAGAUACGAGGGCGAUUGGGUCGAUGGAAAGUAUGAUGGUUAUGGAAUCGAACGGUGGGCUAGAGGGAGCCGGUAUCGAGGCCAGUAUCACCAUGGCCUCCGCCAUGGAUUUGGGGUUUAUAGGUUUUAUAACGGAGAUAGCUAUGCAGGCGAGUGGGUCGGCGGGCAGAGCCAUGGGCGAGGGGUACAGAGCUGCUCUGAUGGAAGCUGCUAUGUUGGGGAGUUCAAGUUCGGGGUGAAGCAUGGAUUAGGGUUUUACCAUUUCAGAAAUGGCGAUAAAUAUGCGGGCGAGUACUUUGGUGACAAGAUCCAUGGUUUUGGUGUAUAUCACUUUGCUAAUGGCCAUUGUUAUGAGGGGUCAUGGCAUGAAGGAAGGCGGCAAGGUUUUGGGUCAUAUACCUUUAGAAGAGGUGAAGCAAAAUCUGGAGAAUGGGACUGUGGAACUCUGAAGAACCCUCUCCCUCUUGGAGAUCCCAACGUUCAACGGGCUAUGCAGGUAUAUGAAUAUACCCAAUUUCCAUUAGGAGGUCUGCCAGAAAAGCUUCUGAGAAAUCGAUUCUCCUACCUCGGGUUGAAGAGCAAGUAAACAAAGCAGUUAAUGCUGCCAAUAAAGCGGCCACCACAGCUAGAGUAGCUGCUAUCAAAGCUGUGGAAAACCGAAUGAAUGGAAAGUUUUGCAACACAGAAGUCUGAAGUGAAUGAAGAACAAUACAAGUAAUCCAUCCGUCAUCUAAUUGUGUAUAUUUAAGCUUAUUUUGUUUUCUCAAUAUUUUCAGCGCGUUAGUGAUCUCUUUGGCAAACAUCUUGCUGAUCGCUGUGAGUUUGAAGGUUAGAAGAAGGGAUGAAAUACUAACAAUUCUCCCCUUCUCAGUAAGAUGUACAUAAAUCCAAAUGUGUGCUUUUUGAAUCAUACAAGGGUUUUUUUUCCUCAAAUGGAAUGAUGCCAAGCAGGCAUGUAAAUGAGCCAUGUUUAAGUGAGCUCAAGUGUUGUUCUGCUCGAUUUUGUUAAGCAAGCAAGCUAAUUUUUUUUAUAAUAUUUGUAUUAAAUAGUUUUUUUAUUAGUUUUAAA